UAUGCGUGGAUAUAGGGUGAGGAAUUUGGUCUUUCAGACCAAACAAGCCUAUUUAUUUGGGCUUGAGUUUGGUCGACCAAGCAUGAGCCCAAGCAUGCUGGACCAAACCAAGCAGCUCAGACUCUUCAUGUUUGUGCUUGAGUUUGGUACCAAAUAAAGACCAAACUUGUCAAACUCAAACACGAGUUUGGGCUGAGUUUGGCUUACGUUGCGGUAUCUUGACCGAGAGCCGAGGGUCCAGGGAGAUGCCAAGUCACUAGAUGAUAAUGUCAACAGUCAGCUACAGUUCGCUAUGUCUUUCAGCACGUCAACCAUUAUGAUGAACAUGAUUCAUCAGACAGUACGGUGGAACAUGGGCACCCAGCUACCGAGGCACAUCAGACUCUCGAGUGUUUGUCCAGACAUACGGUUGCGCAGGUCAGUGCAUAUCAACUUCCCUCGAGAGAAAGCUCGCUCCGAUGUAUCUGUUGGGCUGUCCAUCAAAUCUUGCCUUGAUUGUGUGAACAGCCCAGGGCUUGGUGUGCACACUGAUGAGAGCGAAUGCUGUGAACUGCCAUCGCCGUCGUUGAAAGAGCCGGUUGGCCUACUACUUGCAGAAGAUCUACGAGUGAAUAGAUUCGACAUGCCAGUAAUUGCGAGAUCUUGUGCUUUGCAGACAAAAGUGUUCAGAGGCUCACUUCCACAGUGCAGAGUCCUGGAGUCCAGACCUCGGCAGUCACGCGGAGACGCAGGUGACAGGUCAUACCGUCAAAGGUCGCAGUCUGGAAACAGCGGCACAGCCCCGCCUGACAGUCAGUGACAGAAGUGACCACAGGGCUCAUGUCAUGUCUAAUGAAGUCACGAGUCGCGACUCACGGUGUAACGACUGGGCUCGAAGGGGAUCGACGGAGGUACGAUGGAAGCUGAGACGUCAGCACGAGGUACGAGGCAGAGCUGGUCGAGUCUACUUCGGAGACACUAGACAAC
Protomyces lactucae-debilis is the source of this 966-nucleotide messenger RNA. RefSeq lists its product as uncharacterized. Lineage: Eukaryota; Fungi; Ascomycota; Taphrinomycetes; Taphrinales; Protomycetaceae. The record is from RefSeq and is a predicted model, not a curated record. Bases 293 to 799 code for a protein of 168 amino acids. The transcript has a single exon.